Messenger RNA from Anopheles maculipalpis, 2571 nucleotides. RefSeq names its product RNA polymerase II subunit A C-terminal domain phosphatase (gene Fcp1). Gene Ontology annotation, molecular function: RNA polymerase II CTD heptapeptide repeat phosphatase activity. The transcript has 4 exons. The record is from RefSeq and is a predicted model, not a curated record. Gene Ontology annotation, cellular component: nucleus. NCBI's taxonomy places the organism in Eukaryota, Metazoa, Arthropoda, Insecta, Diptera, Culicidae. The coding region runs from base 54 to 2567 and encodes 837 amino acids.
CGUCAGUUCAUAGUUCGUCGAGCAUUCUGGCAGGGGCGAAAAGUGACAAAAAAAUGGCCGAUCCAAAUCAAAACAUCAUUUGCGCUCCGGACGAUUGUGCGAUAAAAAUAAGCAAAUGGAAAGUGCGCGAAGGUUAUCCGGUGACGAGCGGCAGCAUUAUACUGUUUUAUGAGCUGCUGGACGGAAGCGACAAGGAAGUGAAGCGGCUUAAAGCCACACAGAGUGGCGUCGUAAAGAAGCGCCUUGCCCGGGAAGGCGCAACCGUGGCGAAAGGAAAGCCGGUACUCGAGCUUGGACAGUGCAGCCACACGACGGUAAUAAAGGAUAUGUGCGCCGAUUGUGGGGCUGAUCUGCGUCAGGAUGAACCGAGCAGCUGCUCGAAGGCUUCGGUACCGAUGAUACAUUCUGUGCCCGAGCUGAAGGUGACGGAAACGCUCGCGAAAAAGCUGGGCCAAGCCGACACGGAACGGUUGCUGAACGAUCGGAAGCUGGUGUUGCUGGUGGAUCUUGAUCAAACGCUCAUUCACACCACGAACGAUAAUGUGCCAAACAACUUGAAGGACGUGUAUCACUUUCAACUGUACGGUCCAAAUUCGCCCUGGUACCACACGCGGCUUCGGCCAGGUGCGCUAGAGUUUUUGGCCAAAAUGCAUCCAUACUACGAGCUGCACAUAUGUACCUUCGGAGCGCGCAACUACGCUCACAUGAUCGCACAAUUUCUGGACAAGGAUGGUAACUUUUUCUCGCACCGCAUCCUAUCGCGGGACGAAUGUUUUAACGCAACGAGCAAAACGGAUAAUUUGAAAGCGUUGUUCCCGUGCGGCGACUCGAUGGUGUGCAUUAUCGACGAUCGGGAAGAUGUGUGGAACAUGGCAUCUAACUUGAUACAGGUUAAACCGUACCAUUUCUUUCAACACACCGGCGAUAUUAAUGCUCCGCCCGGGAUGUCCAAGAACGAGCUCGAUGGUAAAGGGGUAGACUUUAAGGAGCUCAUGAGUCAGUCGUUGAAAGAGAAGAAAGCCAAGGACGGGGAUGAUGAAGGUAGGCCACCGACACCGAAAAUACAAACGCAAGACGGUGGCAAUGGCAAGCAGCAGUGUGAGAAAAGCAUGCCCGAGCAUGUGUUGGACGAUAAGACGGAGGACGAGCCGACGACCGAAGCCGAGAAACCGGUCGAAAAGGAGGAAGAGAGUAAAGAGUGCGAAACGACACCACCAGAGGCUGACAGGGUGGAGCCUUCUACCGCAAGUAGUAAGGAAGAUAGUAAUUGUACAAGCGAGGAUGAGAAAGUAGAAAUUCAGCACACUGUAAAGGAAACAAACGAAACUUUGUUGGAUGAAAAAGGUGCAAUCGACCCGGAAAAGGAAAAGCGUACUGCACCUGCUGCACCCUUGGAGGAACCAAAAGAGCUUCCGGCAAGCGAUGAAGCAAAGGAUACUGCAACAGAAACCGACAAGCAAGAGGAACCUCCCGGUGAAAAUGACUGUACGUCGGACAGUUCUGCCAAAGAGGACAAAAAACCUACCCUAAACUCGAAGCAGGAGAAAGAUCUAAUCGAGAUCGAAGAUCCGGACGAUUACUUGCUCUACCUUGAGCACAUUCUGCUCAAAAUUCACAAAACAUUCUACGAACAGUACGACCAAACGCAAACAAUUUCCGAUCUGAAGCAGCUAAUACCGACAGUUAAAGCACGUGUGCUGGUCGGGACACGGCUUUGCUUUUCCGGACUCAUACCAAACACUGUAAAGUUGGAGCAAAGUAAAGCGUUCCUGAUUGCACGAAGCUUGGGUGCGGUCGUAACGCAAAAUCUGGAACCUACCACAACACACCUGGUUGCGGUCACAAUCGGUACCUCGAAAGUGAACAAUGCGCGGAAAAAUGCAAAAAUUAAAAUCGUCACCCCCGAGUGGCUGUGGUCGUGUGCGGAACGGUGGGAGCAUGUAGAGGAACAGCUCUUUCCGUUGAAGGCAUCGAAUCCGGCCAAAAUGCGACAACCUCCACCACACUGUCACAGUCCAGAACACGCUGUCAACUAUGGUGCAAUGGCAAAAUCGCGCGAAGAACCGAAAUUUAUGGACACGGUCAAUCCACUGCUCAGCUUCUCGAACGACGAUCUAGACGCAAUGAACAACGAUUUCGAUGACUUUUUCGAAUCGGACGAUAGCAGCAGCGACGACGAACCGGUGGACAUUGAAAAUCCCCCAAUGGAGAAAGCACUUCGCAAGCGAAAACGAGUCGAAGAGAUCGAAACCAAUCGGGGCCGGCACAACAUUUUCCGCAAGCGCACCGAAGAGGAGGAACAGCGGAAGGAGGAAAACAGACGCAUUCUGAAGUACGACAAUAAUGCGGAAAAUAAUGACGAAAACAGUCAAACGAAUGCGUCGUCCGAGGAUGAGGAGGACGAAAGUCCGAGUGCAAAGUUUCGGCGCGGAGGAGAUUUACCAUCUGACCUGGAUAUGGGGUCGAACAGCGAAGGAAGCGAAGAACCGAUUGACGAUGUGGACGAUGGCGAUUGGAAUAUGAUGGGAGCGGCACUUGAAAGGGAAUUUCUGGGGUUGGAUGAUUGAGUUG